This is a messenger RNA of Manis pentadactyla (Chinese pangolin), 5400 nucleotides long. It is a transcript of the gene ZBTB5, whose product is annotated as zinc finger and BTB domain containing 5. Gene Ontology annotation, biological process: regulation of transcription by RNA polymerase II. The coding region runs from base 970 to 3000 and encodes 676 amino acids. The transcript has 2 exons. NCBI's taxonomy places the organism in Eukaryota, Metazoa, Chordata, Mammalia, Pholidota, Manidae. Gene Ontology annotation, cellular component: nucleus. Gene Ontology annotation, molecular function: RNA polymerase II cis-regulatory region sequence-specific DNA binding; DNA-binding transcription factor activity, RNA polymerase II-specific; protein binding. The record is from RefSeq and is a predicted model, not a curated record.
AGGAUCUGCCGCCUUGCGGGAUGGGGUCAGGUGGCUCCCUUGCUCCCAGCCUGGGUCUCUGAGCGACGAGGUUUCGUUGCACAAGAGCAAGGCCAGGGCGAUCUGGAAUCGGUAACCGGCAGCCGACCUUGGAGGGAUGAAGCCAGUGUUUUGGAACGCCCCAACUUGGUAUCAGAGGUCUAAAGUGUUUAUGGGAUUUAUUGAGUGCCCUCUACUUCCAGGCUUCGUACUAGGAGCUGUGGGGCUUGCGGUGGAGGACAGAUUUGCACAUAAACACAAACGUCAGGCAGUGGAUUAAGCGGAGUUGAAAGGGUUUUUUUUCUCUUCCAAAAGCGAUCAUUUGUUAAGUCAGUCUGCAUUCUGGCAUAGUGGAGGGUACUGUAGAAACUAAUUUCUGAAUAGAAGACAUAUCACAAAUAUUUAAUUUGAAGGAAAAUGUUGACGUAAAGGCACAGUAAAAUCUUGAUUAGUAACUGGUAUGCUUGGGUACUGGUUAAAUUGAGUGAAUAGAAGUAAGAAACCCUUCACCUUCAAGAACUGAAGCAAAUUUUUUCCAAAAUAUGUUCAUAUACUUUCCAGUUGUAAGUGGAAGAUACUACAUACAUUGGGGUCUUUCUUCAGAGGUUUACGAGAAUGUUGUGCCUUAGUCAUUGUUGGUGAUUUGUUAUCCUUGCAUGGGCUGUUGUGCCAUAGAUCAUUUUAAAAGGUGGGCUGGCUGCCUCAUCUUUUCUGGAGAACUUGCUUUUUUCAUUUGCUACAAUUUUGAGAUUUCAGUGGUUGGCUAUAAGCUAAAAGAGCAGAGGUGAGGGAAAGAGACCAGGUGGAGAGAGAGAAAAGAAUUUUGAGAGAAAAGCCCCAAAUCAGCGGAAGGCCUUCCCCUGUUGCUUUUAACCUCCUUUGGAAAUCCCAGCAAAUUUGGGAAGAUUGACUGGCUUGGCCACUGAAGCAGCUUGGUGACCUGCCAGGAUCAUGGAUUUUCCUGGACACUUUGAACAGAUCUUCCAGCAGCUGAACUACCAGAGACUUCAUGGCCAACUCUGUGAUUGUGUCAUUGUAGUGGGGAAUAGACAUUUUAAAGCCCACCGCUCCGUACUGGCAGCAUGCAGCACGCAUUUCCGAGCCCUUUUCUCAGUGGCAGAGGGAGAUCAGACCAUGAAUAUGAUCCAGCUGGAUAGCGAGGUAGUGACGGCGGAGGCCUUUGCAGCACUGAUUGACAUGAUGUAUACCUCCACCCUCAUGCUGGGGGAGAGCAAUGUUAUGGAUGUCUUAUUGGCAGCUUCUCACUUGCAUUUGAACUCUGUUGUGAAGGCCUGUAAGCAUUACCUAACAACGAGGACACUGCCCCUGUCCCCCUCAAGUGAGCGCGUCCAGGAGCAGAGUGCCCGCAUGCAGCGCUCCUUUAUGCUGCAGCAGCUGGGACUCAGCAUUGUGAGCUCGGCCCUCAAUUCCAGCCAGAGUGGUGAAGAGCAGCCGGCCCCCAUGAGCUCCGCGAUGCGCAGUAACCUGGACCAGCGGACACCCUUCCCCAUGAGACGCCUCCAUAAGCGCAAGCAGUCUGCAGAGGAGCGGGCCAGACAGCGCCUCCGACCCACCAUGGAUGAGUCUGCCAUUUCUGAUGUUACGCCAGAGAACAGGCCGUCAGGGGUUCAUCCUCGGGAGGAGUUCUUUUCACCAGAUUCUCUGAAAAUUGUGGAUAACCCUAAGGCUGACGGGAUUACUGACAACCAGGAAGACGGUGCCAUCAUGUUUGACCAGUCUUUUGGUGCUCAAGAAGACGCCCAGGUGCCCAGCCAGUCUGACAACAGCACCGGCAACAUGGCCCAGUUGUCCAUGGCCUCUCGUGCAACUCAGGUUGAGACUAGUUUUGAGCAGGAAGCUGCAACUGAGAAAAGUGGUUUUCAGUGUGAGAAUCCGGAGGUUGGCCUUGGUGAGAAGGAGCACAUGAGAGUGGUGGUUAAAUCUGAGCCCCUGAGCUCUCCUGAGCCUCAAGAUGAAGUUAGCGAUGUGACCUCACAAGCAGAAGGCAGUGAAUCUGUGGAAGUGGAAGGAGGUGUGGUCAGCGCUGAGAAGAUAGACCUGAGCCCUGAAAGCAGUGAUCGGAGUUUUUCAGACCCCCAGUCUAGCACUGACAGGGUAGGUGAUAUCCAUAUUCUGGAAGUCACAAAUAACCUAGAACAUAAAUCUGCUUUUAGCAUUUCAAAUUUUCUUAAUAAGAGCAGAGGUAGUAACUUCAGUGCAAAUCAGAACAAUGAUGAUAAUAUCCCAAACACCACUAGCGACUGCAGGUUGGAUGGGGAGGCCCCGUAUUUGUUGAGUCCAGAGGCUGGGCCUGCAGGCGGGCCCUCCUCAGCCCCAGGCACUCAUGUGGAGAACCCAUUCAGUGAGCCUGCAGACUCCCACUUCGUUAGGCCCAUGCAGGACGUGAUGGGCCUGCCGUGUGUGCAGACUUCAGGCUACCAAGGAGAACAGUUUGGAAUGGAUUUUUCCAGGGCUGGUUUGGGCCUCCACUCCUCCUUCUCUAGGGUCAUGAUGGGCUCCCCACGAGGAGGUGCCAGUAACUUCCCCUACUACCGCCGCAUAGCUCCCAAAAUGCCGGUUGUGACUUCUGUCAGGAGCUCACAGAUCCCAGAAAACUCAGCCAGUUCUCAGCUGAUGAUGAAUGCAGCCACAUCCUCGUUUGAAAAUAGCCAUCCCUCGCAGCCUGGCCCUCCACAGCUAACCAGGGCAUCUGCUGACGUCCUAUCAAAGUGCAAGAAGGCCUUAUCAGAGCACAACGUCUUGGUUGUAGAAGGUGCUCGCAAGUAUGCUUGCAAAAUUUGCUGCAAGACUUUUCUGACCUUGACAGAUUGCAAGAAGCACAUCCGUGUUCACACAGGUGAAAAGCCCUAUGCCUGCCUGAAGUGUGGUAAGAGGUUCAGUCAGUCCAGCCACUUAUAUAAACACUCGAAGACUACCUGCCUGCGCUGGCAGAGCAGCAAUCUUCCCAGCACUUUGCUCUAACCCCGGCCUCUUGAGAUAACGCUGAUGCCAACUGUAGGACCAAAUCUAUACUUUGGUUGGUGGCUAAUGCCAUGGGGUGUGAGGCUUCAGGCUGCCCCACGGCUCCUGCAAAUUUUGGUGACUAAUGAGUGGAGAAUUAAUACAUGUAGCGCUUGUAAUGCUGCAUUUCUGCGUGAAAUGCAUGCUUUCAGAGGGAUGUGAUCCCUGAAACCAAGUUCUUCCUUAGGGUUGAGUAAUGCAGUCAGAAAGUAGUUUGUAAUUGAUGUUUAAAGUAGCACAUUUAAGAGUUAAAAAUUAAAGUGCAAAAAAAAUUUUUUAGCAAUUUUUGUAAAACUCUGUGAGGCAUUUUAAUUAAAUUUCCUUUAUCUUCUGAAGGAAAUAUUAUAUACCUGUACAGUGAUGCAGAACGCACUUACAUGUAACCAGUGGCAAGUUUGUGCCUGUCUAAAAGGAAGUCCCUUGAGGACACGCCUGUCUGCCACAAUGCUUUAAAGUGUAUCAUGCUAGUCCUAGGCCUCAGAAAGUACUGUAUCUUAUUUUUGUCUGAUUUGCAGUGAUAGACACUGCAUUUUGAUGGUGCUGACACUGGGUCCAGAGCAAGCAUUGUCUGCACUAUUAGGUGUACAUACUUUUGAAAACAUCACUGUUGGAUAGAUGUGGUAACAGUUGUUCUGGUUUUAAAACAGUUGUAAAUGGGGUAUGUCCUUGUAGGGGGUGACAAGUAAGGUAUGGUUUCUGUAUGUGCUCUUUUAGCAGUAUUUAAACCACCUCGUAUUACAGGUGUUACAGUUCCAUGGUGGGAGUCAGAAAAGAGGUCGUGUUUGUCUUUGUUCUGCUGAUGUGGAGUCCUGUUUUGUGGGAUCUUUCCUGGCGUACUUACCCUUUGCGCCAUCCAGACUUCAGGGGCCAGUCCAGCCUGACAACGUCUCGCCCAAUGAGAAGCCCAUUCUGUGCUUUGCUUCUUCACUCUUGUGCCCCAUAUGGCAUUUUUCCCAGAUCUAGCUUAAGUUUUCACUUACAAACCAAAAAGGAGGCCAGUCUCCCCGACCCCUCCACCAUGGGUUUUAUUAGUUAUAUACUUAAGUAUUGAUCCUGAACUUCUGUUGUCCCAACCUAAUAUUUAAACUGAAUGUUUAAAAUGGCUUGAAAUCCAAACAUAGCAGUAUCCACAGAUACUUUCCAGACUGUAAGAGAGUAGGGCAGCCCAGAGCAUAGCAGUCCCCAGGUAGCAUCUGAGACUGUUUGAGAAGAUAUUUGGGUCACUGCCCAGGGCCUGUCUGCUCAGCCGGGUCUGCCUCACUUGCUCAGCCCACCUUGCUCUCCUGACUGUGCCAUCAGGUGGCAUUUGUGUUAGGCUGAGCCCUGGCUCAUGUGCUUCCAGGGUAACCCCACAGGUUAAUGUGUCUCUAUAGAGCUCAUAAAGUCAGUUUAAUUCAUGCAUGAACAUGAGUUCAUUUUUUGUACAGCUUUUCUAGAGACACCCUUGUGGCAUAAUUGAGAGAAAUCCUUCAGUUUUUGUGUUUAGAAAGCUAAACUAUGUGUAGUCUAAAACAAAAAUCAGCAUGUUUUCUUCUCUUAAUCUAAUGUGUGCAGUUACACAUCUGUCUAUAGAUAAACUCAUAAUGUUCAUAGUCAGGCUUAGCAUCUCUAUCAACUGAUUCCCAGGGAGGAAGCCAAAAGGGCAAUUUCUGAUUCCUCUCCUUUCUAGCAAAAGUGGGAAACAGACUGUUGGAAGAUAGGGAUCACCUGUGAAGUUCAGUCCUCUGUGUGGCUAAUUGUUAGCAGUCACGUUCUGACUUGAUGUGAGGCGGCUGUACAUCCACCCUGUACGUGAUGUGGGGACCGACGUCUGGGGAGGAGAUUAAACUUGGGAGGCAGGUGGGUCAAUGUGGAGCACGAGAGAGGCCCUGCCUGGGCCCGGGGAGACCCUGCCUGGGCCCGGGGACAUCUCCCUUUGUCUUGAGGAAGUACUGGGAGGCUGCCCCCUCCCAUCCGCUCAGGCUUAAAUGGACUUUGCUGGAGCCUCUCUCUGACACAGUGGCUGGAGCCCUGCCUCUCCACUGCUAGAUGGAAUCUAGAAUCUCUCAUCUACCUCUUAGUCAAUCAAUCAGUUUCUCCAUGUGAGGAGCAAGCUUGCAGGCCAGUGUCCUCAUACAUGCUGUAGCACUUAAAAAAUAAUUCAGAAGUUCCCUGGAAAACCAGUCCCAGGGUCCUGUGAUCUGUAGUUUCUACCUGAAUUACAACUGGUAUUGGAUACCUAGAUUUUGAUUGGUUAGCCUUAAUUAUAGCCUGGCAUAAUCAUUUCUAGUGAUCAAAUCAUAAAGUUCUAUCAGGGCACCCAUGUCAGAGGUGCUAUGCUGGUCAAAAUCUGAAAUUUUUUAAUAAAGAAUUUGUCACCUU